Messenger RNA from Daldinia vernicosa, 1484 nucleotides. Its product is annotated as NPCC-domain-containing protein. NCBI's taxonomy places the organism in Eukaryota, Fungi, Ascomycota, Sordariomycetes, Xylariales, Hypoxylaceae. Gene Ontology annotation, biological process: protein import into nucleus; spindle pole body duplication. The transcript has 2 exons. Gene Ontology annotation, cellular component: nuclear pore transmembrane ring; nuclear outer membrane. The record is from RefSeq and is a predicted model, not a curated record. The coding region runs from base 308 to 1141 and encodes 277 amino acids.
AGCAGAUUCAUUCCAUCAGACGUAGCUUACCGACGAACGACGAGGGCUGCGCUCUCGGCGCCACCGUAUUAUACUAACCUCAGGUACCAACUAACAGAACAGGUAGUUAAUAGCAGCAGAUAAAUGACAUUCGAUUGACUCCACUCUGAAUUCAAAGGUCCUUUCUCCUUUCUCUUCUGCAGAACGAGGUCUUACUAUCGGUAUUGUUUCAAGACGGCAGCCCACACACGUAUUCUCGACACGACACGAUAUUCGGUUGAUUCGUCUGUACUCUCGACUUCGAGACACCAGACCAGCCAUAACAAUCAUGUCUUUAUCAAUGGCAAAGACGAUCGUCACCCCCAAGAAAUCAACACCCGCUGAGCCGCCAGUCACGGACAGCCCAGGCACAUGGCAACACCCGCGUCUGCAAGAAAUUAUCCGGCGGCAGGAGGCCACUACAUUCACCGAUGGGAACGUCAAGCGCAUCGCCGUUAAUGUCGUCGUGCUCAUAGCAUUGAUACUUCUCCAUUCUCUUCUGGCGCGGGUACUACCAUCUAAGAAAUCGUUCCCCUACGCCGUCUGGAAUUAUUCGCGAUACGCGUAUUGGACAGUUCUUGCCAUACCUCUCUUCAACAUCGGCACGAAUCUCCUGCCUCUGCUCAGGCCCAAAGAUGAUCUAUCCGAUAUCCCCCUAACCCCCGCCCAGCGAAAACUACUAGGCCUACCACCGACCUCCGCGCCGCCUACUCCAGGCUCCGCAUACAGCACGCCGCCCCGCUACUCCCGAACCCCUUCAAUCUCCGGGUCUGCGGGCAGCAAGCGCAGCUUCUCCAGCUCUCCUCGCAGCUCUGUCUCUAACUUCGGCAGUUCUAAUGGAUUCAAUGGAAAUGGAAGUUUCGCCGGAUUAGCGUCUCCACAGAGCCCCCUACUACAGAAAGCCAUGAACGGUGCGCGCCGCUCUUCGAUAAGCUCCCUAGGAUCGCCUAGUCCUAUGGGUGCCAGCACAGGAUUCUCCUCGUUCUACGGCGGAGUCCCCGACAGCCCCAGCCCCAGCCCUGCAAGCGGGAAGAGAAGUACGGUUGGGUUGAACAGCAAGUGGCUGUACGAGAGGGGACGAGACCGCAGAAGUUCAUCAGGCAACGCGUGGUUAUAUAACUAGGGGAGAGGAUAAGCAAUGUAAGGUAUAAUGCGAAAUACCAGCUUUCGCUACACUCAUGAGCCGCGCGCGUGUGAAAAUUAAGUAUAGACGUCAAUACAGACGAGACUAAUGCAACGCGGGAUAUGUUAUAGCAUAUUGGAGUUUUGUGGACGUAACUGAGGUUUGCCACGGCGGAAUAAGCCCGGAGUUGUCUGUUGCUGGUUAUCAUAGCAAGUGCAUAAAGAGUUAAUCGUGGUCCUGGUAAGAGGCAGCUGUGUAUGUCUUGUCCCAUUUAGUUACCUACUAGCAUAUCAAUAUCAAAAUGAAAUGACCAGUUGAUAUGCUAAGAGAUACGAUAGUUACU